Messenger RNA from Zingiber officinale, 2008 nucleotides. RefSeq names its product glycosyltransferase-like At2g41451. Gene Ontology annotation, biological process: response to abscisic acid; cellulose biosynthetic process. NCBI's taxonomy places the organism in Eukaryota, Viridiplantae, Streptophyta, Magnoliopsida, Zingiberales, Zingiberaceae. The transcript is spliced from 11 exons. Bases 159 to 1694 code for a protein of 511 amino acids. The record is from RefSeq and is a predicted model, not a curated record.
CACUAUUUUUCUUCCAUCUAAUCGUUGCCUUUUUAUCACUACUGUUAUCGUUCGUCGUCGCCGGCGAUGUUAUAAAGUCUUCCGGCGAUCACCACGAAGCAAUAAUUUCUCCUCGAUUUCGUUCCCUAAAUCUUCAUCCUUUCGGUUCGAUCGCCCCAAUGGCAGGCCUCGACGCGGUCCAUCGGAACCAGGCCUUCUCCUCCCGCCUCCUCCUUUUCCUCACGACGCUCUCCAUGACGCUCGCGGCCUUGGCUUUCGUCCUCCAGUGGCGCGGCGGCGUCGACGACCCCGCGUCGCGAUGGCUCGCAGCCGACGCCCACGGGUUCCCGGGGAUGGACAACAGCCCUCUAAGCUCGUUGGACUCGUCUACGCCUUCCGUAGUCUCGCGCUCCUCCUCGGACUGCGCGAGCAUCCUCGGCUCGAGCUCGUCACCCUCCUUCCCUUACUUCCGCGGUUGGAAGUUCGAUUUCGACAAGGAUCUGAAGCCAAAGAUAUGCAUAACAGCGAGCACCUCAGCCGGUUUAGAACAGAUUGUACCUUGGUUAUUUUAUCACAAGGUCAUCGGCGUGUCACAUUUUUUUCUGUUUGUUGAAGGGAAGGCUGCAAAACCUCAUGUUUCGGUUGUUCUCGAAUCUAUAUCUGGUGUAAAAGUCAUAUACAGAACUAAAGAACUUGAGGAGAAACAGGCAAAAAGCCGAAUCUGGCAUGAAACUUGGUUGGCAAACUUCUUUUACAAGCCUUGUAAUUAUGAACUUUUCGUCAAGCAAUCACUCAACAUGGAAAUGGCAAUACCAAUGGCACGGGAUGCUGGUAUGGAUUGGAUUAUUCAUCUCGACACAGAUGAGUUAAUGCAUCCAGCAGGUGCAAAGGAAUACUCUCUAACUCAAUUGCUUUCUGAUGUUCCUGCCAAUGUUGACAUGGUUAUCUUUCCAAAUUAUGAAAGCAGUGUUGAGAGGAAUGACAUCAAAGAUCCUUUCAGUGAGGUAUCUAUGUUCAAAAAGAAUUAUGAUCAUCUACCAAAAGAGACUUACUUCGGUAUGUAUAAAGAGGCCACACGUGGUAAUCCCAAUUACUUCCUUACAUAUGGAAAUGGGAAAUCAGCUGCACGGAUUCAAGACAAUCUUCGGCCAAAUGGUGCACAUAGAUGGCAUAAUUACAUGAAGCCCCCAACUGAGAUCAAGUUAGACGAGGCUGCUGUACUGCAUUACACAUAUUCCAAGUUCUCUGAUUUGACAUCCCGACAUGAUAGGUGUGGUUGUAAGCCAACCAAGGAGGAUGUCAAGAGAUGCUUCAUGUUAGAUUUUGAUAGAGCGGCUUUCAUCAUUGCAUCAACUGCAACCGAAGAAGAAAUGUUGCGUUGGUACGAUGAACACGUUGUAUGGACUGACAAGCAGCUAAAUCUGAAACUCCUCAGGAAGGGCAUCUUGACACGCAUAUAUGCACCAAUGGCCAUCAUCCAAUCUCUGAGGGAGAAUGGUGUUUUGAGUUCUGCAAUUGCAUCUUCUAAACUAAAACUCAACUCAACUGCCGGAAUUCCUCAAGGCAAAUCCGAUGCUCUUCCAGAUUCAAUUGACAGUCCAUCUAAAUUUCAAGCAACUGCAAGGAAGAUGAUGGAGAUCUCUGGUGGCGGCAUGGAGAGUGCAAUCCCACCACAGUCGCCCCCGUGCCUGGAUGAUUUUAUCGCAAAAACAUGAAAUGACAUCAGACUCCAUCGCUUUCUCCGGUUCGUAUGUUUCAAGAACUUGGAAAUCCUUUCGAGUUUAGUGAAGCUAGGAAUUCAAUAGAGAAGAAUAUUUUGAGGCUGUGGUUCUUUAUCUUUUGGUUUUCAUAUACAUGUAGAACAGUAGGUAGAUUUACGAGAUCAGUAAUAUUACCUUCUACACUUGUUAGAUUUAACAAGUUUUUAUUAUGUAUUAUCGAAUCCAUCGGGUUACUUAUUUUUUUGUAUAGAAAUUAUUGCCACUGUAUCUCAAUGAUCCAAAUAAUAUCAUAAAAACCAAAUUUAUUA